AUGAUGUUUUCCACUGAUGGUUUUUUAACUGAUCAAUCAUUAAGUAAAAAUUCCGGUCAAACACAUUUGUUUACAUCAUUUCCAGAUUCUGCAGUUGAUCUUGAUGAUGAUGAGAAUGAUCUUUCAUCAGAAAAUAAGUCAAAUACUAAUCAAUUAUAUGGAUAUAAUCCAUCUAAUGAACAACAUUCAUCUCUUCCAUUACCAAUAACAACAAAUAAUAUAAAAAAUGAACAAUUACAUAUAUGGCAAAUUGAAUAUUAUCAAAAAUAUUUUCAAAUUGAUACACAACAAGUACUUGAACGUUUACUUGCUUCAAUAACACCACAACCAAAUAAAUCUUAUUUUAAUUCAACAAUUCGACAUAAUCCUGAUUUAUAUGGACCAUUUUGGGUAUGUAUUACAUUUAUUGUAACUGUAGCUAUUAGUGGAAAUAUUGUUACAUAUUUUCAAUUACCUGAUGCUGAGUUUCAAAUUGAUUUUUCCAAAAUUACUUUAUCAGCAAUUUUUAUCUAUCUUUAUUGGUGGUUAAUGCCAACAUUUAUUUAUUGUUUCUUUCGUUAUUAUCUUAAACGUAAUGACUAUACAUUUCUUGAAUUACUUUGUAUUUAUGGUUAUAGUUUAACAAUAUUUAUUCCAGUUUCUAUUUUAUGGAUCAUACAAAUAACAUGGUUACAAUGGUUAUUAACAAUAAUAGGAUCAUUAAUAAGUGGAAGUGUUUUAAUUGUUACAUUUUGGCCAACAGUUAAUAAUGGACAUCAACGUUUUAAUGCCUUAUCAAUGUUAGUUAUACUUUUCGUACAUUUAUUAAUGGCUAUUUGUAUUAUGUUAGUAUUUUUUCAUAUAUCAGAUAAAAAUAUUAAUAUGAAAAUAGAUACAACUAUGUUAACGACUAUGACAUCAUCAACAAAGAGUAAUGUUUAA
This is a messenger RNA of Rotaria sp. Silwood2, 921 nucleotides long. The record is from the annotation of a GenBank genome assembly. NCBI's taxonomy places the organism in Eukaryota, Metazoa, Rotifera, Eurotatoria, Philodinida, Philodinidae.